AUGUCUUCUUCCACCAGCGGAGCGAACCUUGUUAGGUACUUCUUCUAUGUCGGUAACACCAUUUCGAAGCAAAGAAAGCAGUCUCUCGUUGCGUUGGCAUAUGCAACGGCACUCGACAGGGCCGACAUCCAUGACACGACCACACUCAACGGCAGGCGUGUGAAGGACCCGAACGGUUGGCACGGUACUUUCGCUUUCAAAGACAACGACCAAGUUCAUCGAGAGUUCCACGUAGCCACCCAUGGUUACACGAACGGAAAAGAGGAUUUCACUCUCAAAGGGGCGUCGCAUUCUUCUGAAAAGAAAGACUCGAGCAUGAGGCGGGGAGGCAAGGUCGUCUGGCCGGAGGAAGACGAAUUGGAAGAGUACGAGGACAGCCCGAUUGCAUAUUCUCACUUGCCGUGA
Molecule: messenger RNA, 405 nt
Organism: Colletotrichum destructivum
Lineage: Eukaryota; Fungi; Ascomycota; Sordariomycetes; Glomerellales; Glomerellaceae
Exons: 2
Coding region: 1-405 (134 amino acids)
Source: RefSeq, a predicted model, not a curated record